AUGAAUAUUAUUUCGAUUCUUUUUGCAAUAAUUUCAUAUCUUAUAAUAUUCUGCAAUGCGCAGUAUAGUACGUAUUUAACGCAUUAUGAAGAUAAGUCCAAGGGCUUAUAUUUUUUUGAUAGCUUUACUGAAAAAGAUGGUACCAUCCUGAUUCAGCUGGCUCAUUAUUAUGAUCAGACGCAAACAACAUGUAUUUUGACGGAUAUACAUUUAAGAAUCGUAUUUCCCGAUGGAACCGUCAAACCUUUAGAAGUUGCACAUCAAAUUCCCGCAUCAAACUUCUCAGACGAAGCUACUUCGAUACAUACAGGAAUGGUCAUCGAUUUUGAUGGAAAUCUUUUGCAAUAUCUGGAAUUUGGUGUUGGAAUUGGAAAAAUUAGUCGAAGGCGAAACUCUGAAAGCGGAUUUACUUGGUCACGGCAAAUAAAUGAGACCACAAUCGCAUGGUCAAGAUAUAAACCAGAUCCAACGAACCCUAUGCAGAUUAUAAAAUUAAAUUCGGGUUUCAUAACAUCACCGAAUCCAUCAUUAGUUAUUAAAUCAUAUAAAUUGUUUGGUUCGGGUAAUGGCGGCAAUUGUUUCGUGCUCGUGACUAAACUUAAUAAGACGAUCGCCUCGGAUCCAGCUUGGGAAGUUUACGCAAAUUUUUUAGAUGAGGAAGCUCAAAACAUCUUCACCUAUUUAAUCUACCAGUCGCAAGUAGAUUAUUUUAAUUUAAAUUUUGUUUUUUGUCGAAAUUCAAACGGAGAGGGUUAUAACUGUUUAAUGCAAGUCGAGACAAUUACCCCGAUACAGGCAGCGACAACUAAAAUGUAUUAUCUUUUAACCUUUUUGACAACUGGUUCCGUUAUUAACAACAAGAAGGUCAACAUUGGUACGGAUGCUAAGACGGAAAUUUUAAGCAUCUCGGUUUUAUUUAAUGGAGGUUUUCUCGUUAUUUACCCGUCGGGAAAUAAUAAAAAGUCGGGAAUUUUCUUGUCUCAAAAUGGGGAAUAUGAUGGGGAUUGGAAAGGUUUCAAUGGUGACGUAAUCCAAUAUGCGUAUCUUGAACAUAAUGAUACGGUGUGGGGUAUGCUAUACCAAAAUGAUUCUUCUUCUUGGACGAUCAUAACUGAACCUUUGCGUGAUAGAAGCAUUGUGGAAAAAUAUAAACACAAUAAUCCAACUAUCCUUGAAACGACUCCAACAGACAAUGUGGUUAGGAACGAUUUGGAUGCUAUCACGAUAAAAUAUGACAAAGCUAUAAUUCCGUCAUAUGGGAAUAUCUCAAUUUAUCAGGUGGUUGAUGAUCAUGGUGAAUUAUUACGUCAAACAUAUUCGGGUCUGUCAAAUUAUGUGAAGAUUGCCAAUGAUACAGUUGAAAUCAGAGUGUUUAAAAGCACUUUCAAUAAACCCAAUGAUAUUUAUUUUAUCCAAAUCAAUGACAAUUUCGUUAAUUCAAAACGGUAUGGUGAGGCAAUCACGGGAAUUGACAAGAGAGUUUGGUUUUUAAACACGGCGAUGGAUAACUCGGGGUCAUGUCUAUCCCCAAUCACCGUAUUAGUGAGGCUUAACGCCCAGGGGACAAAAUAUCUAAAUUCACUCAACUCGAAAGAAUUCGACAAAUUUUACGAUGAUCUGAUGAACGAAUUUUCGAAGAUCAUUCCCGUUGGAAGAUCCCGACUUCCAGCUGAUGCGGGAAAAUUUCAAAAUGACCCUUACGAUCCGAACAAUUACAUCCUUUUACAGGUGAAGAUUUCACCACCAACGGAAACCUCGGAUUCAUGUGCUAAAGAUGUAGCACGUGAUUUGGAUGCGUUGAUCAUCAACAAGUAUUCCACUCUUAUAUCAAAUUAUCCUCUAUCUAGCAUGUUGGACGAAAAUUAUGGUGCUUCGGUCACACGUGAGGGAUGGAGAGAUACAUUGAAGUUGUGCUUGAUAUAUGUCGUAGGCGGAUUUCUGUUUGUUACUGGUAUAUACUGGAUUGCAAGAUGUCAAAAUCCAAAGAUAAUGAUUUAG
Messenger RNA from Funneliformis mosseae, 1998 nucleotides. The record is from the annotation of a GenBank genome assembly. Lineage: Eukaryota; Fungi; Glomeromycota; Glomeromycetes; Glomerales; Glomeraceae.